Molecule: messenger RNA, 2071 nt
Organism: Cryptomeria japonica (Japanese cedar)
Lineage: Eukaryota; Viridiplantae; Streptophyta; Pinopsida; Cupressales; Cupressaceae
Product: guanine nucleotide-binding protein subunit beta
Exons: 6
Coding region: 401-1534 (377 amino acids)
Biological process (GO): G protein-coupled receptor signaling pathway
Cellular component (GO): heterotrimeric G-protein complex; cytoplasm
Molecular function (GO): protein binding; signaling receptor complex adaptor activity
Source: RefSeq, a predicted model, not a curated record
AUGUGAGUGAGUGCCAACAAGAGUCACUGUCGCAUACCUUCUUAUUUUUUUUGGACAAAUAUAGGAAAAUGUAGUAGCAAUUAUCAGCUAAAAACCAUUUACAACCUCACGGUUGACUGAUCCGGUUUCUCGUUCAAAGUCGCCAGUUUCACGACGCCUCCUGGAAUACUGUUCCGUAGAAAAGAAAACCGGCGUGUUGGGAAGUCGAUAUACAAAAGGGCAAAAAAACAAAAUCUUCUGUGCACCUCCCACCGUAAUUGCGAAGUUUAUCAUAUCAAAUCUGUACAAAAUUUGACUAAAGAUACGGAGGUGUAUUGAUCAAUUCUGGGAAUAAAACCUAUAGUUCUGCUGAUGCAAAUCAGGUUUUCAAUGCAUCGAAACCCUGCAUAAUAAUCGAGCAAUGUCGGUGGCAGAGCUAAGGGAGCGGCAUGUAGCUUCAACGGCAAGGGUCAAUUCUCUCAGGGAGAGAAUUAAAGAGAAGCGCCUUCUGCUUUUGGAUACAGACGUUGCAACGUAUGCUAGAAAUAGUGGACGCUCGGCGGUUAACUUUAAUAACGCGGAUGUUGUGUGCUGUAGAACGCUUCAAGGCCACACCGGAAAGGUUUAUUCAUUGGAUUGGAAUGGGGAAAGAAAUCGAAUUGUCAGUGCAUCUCAAGAUGGGCGGCUGAUAGUUUGGAAUGCUUUAACAAGCCAAAAAACACAUGCCAUUAAACUCCCUUGUGCCUGGGUCAUGACAUGUGCAUUUUCUACCAAUGGACAGUAUGUUGCAUGUGGGGGUCUUGAUAGUGUCUGUUCCAUUUUUCAUCUUAACUCCCAGUUUGACAAAGAUGGGCAUCUACCUGUUUCAAGAACUCUCAGUGGUCAUAAGGGCUAUGUCUCUUGUUGUCAAUAUGUACCAGAAGGAGAUACACAUCUAAUAACCAGUUCUGGUGAUCGAACAUGUAUUUUAUGGGAUGCUGCAACAGGCCAGCGGAUUUCAGUCUUUGGUGGUGAAUUUCCAUCAGGUCACACUGCUGAUGUCAUGAGUUUAUCUGUCAGUGCAACAAAUUCCAAGUUAUUUGUUUCAGGUUCUUGUGAUAUGACAACCAGAUUAUGGGACACACGAAUUGCCAGUAGGGCCACUCGAACAUUCCAUGGACAUGAGGGAGAUGUAAACACUGUGAAAUUUUUUCCAGAUGGGCUAAGAUUUGGCACUGGCUCAGACGAUGGCACUUGUCGUCUAUUUGAUAUAAGGACAGGACAUGAAUUACAAGUAUAUAAACAGCAACACAACGAAAAUGAGAUUCCAACUGUAACAUCAGUGGCAUUCUCAUUAUCUGGCAGGCUCCUUUUUGCGGGAUAUUCUAAUGGAGACUGUUUUGCGUGGGAUACAAUAAUGGCAAAGGUAGUACUAAACUUGGGGGACUUGCAAGACACACACAAUGGUCGGAUAAGCUGUCUUGGAUUAGCAGGUGAUGGGAGUGCUUUGUGUACAGGAAGCUGGGACAAGAAUUUAAAGGUUUGGGCAUUUAGUGGUCACCGUAAAAUAGUUUGAUAAGGUGCCGAUUAAAUCAAAAUUUGCUGAAGAAUAGUGUUAAACAAGGUGAGUUCGUGAAGUGACCUGUGAUACACAACUCAUAUCAUUCAACCUGAAUUUCUCUCACAGCUUCAAUUAUUUUCUCCUAUUUGGAGACAUCUAUAUUCCCACGGGCACUCCAUGAUGUUAAUUACCCAUGGAAGAAGCCAGAUGCUUGUAUUAUGUAUUGAUAUUUUAUUUUUUCGUUGUCAUUGCAUUUAGAGUGUUGUAUUAAGGACUGGACUAAAGUGGUCCUUGGCCCUGUGCUUUUCCAUUGCAUCAAUUCAAGUACAAUUUGAAUUUGUGAAGCCAAUGAUAGCAUACGAAGAAUUCCAGAGUUGAUUGAAAGCCAAUAUAAUGAUUUUUAGUAUGCCUUUCCAACUUGGGAGUUCAGUAUUGUUGUGUUAUUUAUCUUCAAUGUGUAGAUUAUACAGACUGACCUGCUCAUGAGGCAAAACAAAACCUGAUUUUGAGUUAAAGAUUCUCUUGCAUUGAAGGUUCUAUUGAACCGCAUCA